Xylaria bambusicola is the source of this 2837-nucleotide messenger RNA. RefSeq lists its product as uncharacterized. The coding region runs from base 107 to 2632 and encodes 841 amino acids. Lineage: Eukaryota; Fungi; Ascomycota; Sordariomycetes; Xylariales; Xylariaceae. The transcript has 5 exons. Gene Ontology annotation, cellular component: urease complex. The record is from RefSeq and is a predicted model, not a curated record. Gene Ontology annotation, biological process: urea catabolic process. Gene Ontology annotation, molecular function: nickel cation binding; urease activity.
UAUCAGCUUUUUUUUCUUUCGCGUGUGACGUGAUUCCGUAUGUGUUACCCUCGCGUAUAAGAUAAGAUCCAUACAUGAAACCACCGAGAGGCUUGUUUUCUUCAAGAUGCAUCUCGUGCCAAAAGAGCUUGACAAGCUCGUCAUAUCCCAACUGGGCUUCCUCGCCCAGCGACGUCUCGCCAGAGGAGUCCGGCUGAACCAUACAGAGGCGACGGCUCUCAUCGCAAAUAAUCUCCAGGAGCUCAUCCGCGAUGGCCAGCACACGGUGGCGGAUCUCAUGGCCAUCGGCUCGACGAUGCUUGGGCGCCGCCACGUGCUGCCCUCGGUCGUGAGCACGCUCCACGAGAUCCAGGUCGAAGGGACGUUCCCCGUCGGCACGUAUCUGGUGACGGUGCAUAACCCCAUCGCCACCGAGGACGGGGACCUCGCCAAGGCGCUGUACGGCAGUUUCUUGCCCGUGCCAUCGCCCGAUGUCUUCCCGCCGUCCCCGGCCGCUGCGUACGAUGCCGAGAACGCCCCCGGCGCCGUGGUUGUCGUGAAAAGCAGCCGCGUGACCAUCAACGAGGGCAGACGCCGCGUCCGCGUCAAAGUCACGAGCAAAGGGGACAGACCCAUCCAAGUGGGCAGCCAUUACCACUUCAUCGAGACGAACCCGCAGCUCGCGUUCGACAGGAAGUUGGCGUAUGGCUGCCGUCUCGAUAUCCCCGCGGGAACCUCGGUGCGGUUCGAGCCAGGCGACACCAAGACCGUCACGCUCGUCGAGAUCGGCGGCAACCGCGCUAUCCGCGGCGGCAACGGGCUUGCCUCGGGACCGCUGGAUCUAAGCCGCGCCGACGAGAUCAUCUCGAAACUGCAGCAGGCGGGUUUCGCCCACGAGCCCCAGCCCACAGCGGGCUUAUCAAGUGGAGGAGAUGAGGUCGUGGCGCCGUUCACAAUGGACCGCGCCGCGUACAGGGCUAUGUUUGGCCCGACGACGGGAGACCGCGUGAGACUCGGCUCGACGGACCUCUGGGUCAAGGUCGAGCGGGACAUGACGGUGUACGGCGACGAGUGCAAGUUCGGCGGCGGCAAGACGCUGCGCGAGGGCAUGGGGCAGAUGAGCGGGUGCGCGGACAAGGAUUGUCUCGACCUCGUGGUCACGAAUGCGCUGAUCGUCGACCACACUGGUAUCUACAAGGCUGACAUCGGCGUCAAAGAAGGUCUCAUCGUGGGCAUCGGGAAAGCUGGAAACCCGGACGUCAUGGACGGCGUCAGCGAAGGCAUGAUUGUGGGAAGUUGCACGGAUGUCAUUGCUGGCGAGGGAAAGAUUGUCACCGCGGGAGGCAUGGACUCGCAUAUCCAUUUCAUCUGCCCGCAACAGGCGUUUGAGUCUAUUGCGUCUGGUAUUACGACUUUGCUUGGUGGCGGCGUGGGACCUAGCGCCGGCACAUCGGCGACGACCUGCACGCCCGGCGCUCACUACACGCGCCAGAUGCUCCAGGCCUGCGACGAGUUUCCCGUGAAUGUCGGGAUCACAGGCAAAGGCAACGACAGCGAGCCGGCGGCGCUGCGGGAGCAGAUCCUCGCAGGCCAGUGUGGACUGAAGCUCCACGAGGACUGGGGCACCACGCCCGCCGCCAUCGACGCUUGUCUAACCGUGUGCGACGAGCUCGACGUGCAGUGCCUCAUCCACACGGACACGCUCAACGAGUCCGGGUACGUCGAGUCGACGCUGGCCGCCUUCAAGGGCCGCACGAUCCACACCUAUCACACCGAGGGCGCAGGCGGCGGCCACGCGCCCGACAUCAUCUCCGUCGUCGAGCAUCCCAAUGUGCUCCCGUCAUCCACGAACCCCACGCGUCCGUACACGCGGAACACCCUCGACGAGCACCUCGACAUGCUCAUGGUGUGCCACCAUCUAUCGCGCGACAUCCCCGAGGACGUCGCCUUCGCGGAGUCGCGCAUCCGCGCCGAGACGAUCGCGGCCGAGGACGUCUUGCACGACCUCGGCGCCAUCAGCAUGAUGUCCUCGGACUCGCAGGCCAUGGGCCGCUGCGGCGAGGUCGUCCUCCGCACGUGGAACACGGCGCACAAGAACAAGGUGCAGCGCGGCGUCUUGCCCGAGGACGAGGGCACCGGCGCGGAUAACUUCCGCGUCAAGAGGUACGUCAGCAAGUACACGGUGAACCCGGCGCGGGCGCAGGGCAUGGGACAUCUCAUCGGGAGUGUCGAGGUCGGCAAGUUGGCGGAUCUGGUGGUCUGGGAUCCGGCGUGGUUCGGUACCAAGCCUAGUCUGGUUGUGAAGAGCGGGUUGAUUGCUUGGGCACAGAUGGGCGACCCCAACGCCUCCAUCCCAACAGUCCAGCCCGUCAUCGCACGCCCCAUGUUCGCUCCCCUGGUGCCGUCCACAAGCGUCCUCUUCGUCUCCCAGGCCAGCAUAACCUCCGGCACCGUGUCAACCUACGGCCUGCGCAAGCGCGUCGAGGCCGUGCGCAACUGCCGCUCGGUCGGCAAGAAGGACAUGGCCUUCAACGACGCCAUGCCUCGCAUGAAAGUCGAUCCCGAACGGUAUACCGUUGAGGCCGAUGGGAAGCUGUGUACCGCUGAACCGGCGACGGGUUUGCCGCUUGCGCAGGAUUGGUUUGUGUAUUAACUUGGUGAGCGAGUGAGUGAGUGGGGUCAGUCAGUGAAUUGGAAGGCGAUGCAAAAAGGAGGGUGGAUGGAUGGUUUUGAGAUUUUGGAUAUCUGAAUGCAUGCAUAUUUGUUGGUGAACUCACUCAGGUAGUGACUGAGGAGGACAGAGGUGAGUUUAGAUGCUGGGAGUGAGAUAUGGUGGAACACUUCAGGAUUUACAUACC